Callorhinus ursinus (northern fur seal) is the source of this 6120-nucleotide messenger RNA. The record is from RefSeq and is a predicted model, not a curated record. Lineage: Eukaryota; Metazoa; Chordata; Mammalia; Carnivora; Otariidae.
AUGCGCUUGUGUGCCCUAGAGUACAACGUGUGUGGACCGGGGCACAGGGCGCCUUCAGCCGGGAGGCGCAGGAGGCGCGGGAGGCGCGGCGCUGCUCCUGCCGUCCUGCCGCCGUCCGCGCGGGCCGUCCGUCCCCUCGGGGCCCCUGGGUCCCGGGCCCGCGGCUCCGGGGGGCGGGCGGGGACCCCCGGGGCCCGCCUGCCACCACCCGGGGGACCGAGGACGCCGCCGGCCGGGCGCCGUGGAGCAGCCAGGGGCCCCCGCGCGGCGCGCCCCGCUCCGGAAGCCCGGCCCGCGGCGCACUGGGGCCGGGGCGGAGGCCGGGCCCUGGGGCCCCCGCCGGCCGCGGCGCUCGUGGGUAGCGCCGUGUGGCGCGUGGAGCGCGCGGGGGCGCGGGGCUGGCGCUGGGAGCGCGCCGUCGGCGUGGACUGCAGCGCCCCGGAGCCGCGCUGCCUCUGGCUGCCCUGCCUCGCCCACAGCGACCGCCGCGCGCCGGGGCCGCGCCGCGCCAGGCUGCCCCUGGGCCCGAGAGAUGGGUGCUCGCCUGGACGCCCCCUCCCCUGGCAGGGGCCGCGGACCCUGCUGCUGCACAAAAGUCUCCAGGAUGGCUUUGGCUUCACCCUGCGCCACUUCAUCGUGUACCCGCCCGAGUCCGCCGUGCAGUGCAGCCUGAAGGAGGAAGAGAAUGGAGGCCGAGGAGGAGGAGGACCCUCCCCCCGGCACCACCGCCUGGAGCCCAUGGAUACCAUCUUUGUCAAGAAUGUGAAGGAUGAUGGCCCCGCCCACAGAGCGGGCCUGCGCACAGGAGACCGGCUGGUGAAGGUGAAUGGGGAGAGCGUCAUUGGGAAGACCUACUCCCAGGUCAUAGCUCUGAUCCAGAAUAGCGAUGAUACUCUGGAGCUCUCCAUCAUGCCCAAGGACGAAGACAUCCUCCAGCUGGCCUACUCCCAGGAUGCCUACCUGAAGGGGAACGAGCCGUAUUCUGGAGAGGCCCGGAGCAUCCCAGAGCCACCCCCAAUCUGCUACCCUCGCAAGACUUAUGCCCCGCCAGCCCGGGUCUCCACCUGGGCCACUAUGGUGCCUGAGCCCCUCUCAGCACUGCCCAGUGACCCCCGGAGUCCUGCCGCCUGGAGUGACCCGGGGCCCCGCGUCCCUUCUGCCGCCCGCACCCAUCUGGACAACUCUUCCUUGGGGAUGAGCCAGCCCCGCUCCAGCCCUGGUGCCUUCCCCCGCCUCCCCUCGGAGCCCCGGACGCCCCGUGCCUUCCCUGAGCCUGGCGGCCGGGUGCCCCCCAGCAGACUGGAGUGCCAGCAGGCCUUGUCACACUGGCUGUCAAACCAGGUACCCCGCAGGGCGGGGGAGAGACGGUGCCCUGCCAUGCCCCCCCGGGCCCGCAGUGCCUCCCAGGACCGGUUGGAGGACGUGACUGCCCACCGCCCAUGGCCCUGUUCCACCUCCCAGGGUGCCUUGAGCCAACUGGGUCAGGAAGGCUGGCACCGAGCUCGCUCAGACGACUACUUGAGCCGGGCCACCCGCUCCGCCGAGGCACUGGGGCCAGGAGCACUGGUGUCACCCCGUUUUGAGCGCUGCGGCUGGGCUUCCCAGCGUCCGUCUGCCCGCACCUCUGCCUGCUCCCCCAGGGACCUCCCCGCGCCCCAGGCCCCACCCCCACCUGGUCUCCAAGGCCUGGACGACAUUGGGUACAUUGGAUACCGGAGCUACAGUCCAUCAUUCCAGCGCCGGACUGGCCUCCUCCACGCACUCUCCUUCCGGGACACACCCUUUGGGGGGCUGCCCACCUUCAACUUGGCUCAGUCCCCGGCAUCGUUCCCACCGGAGGCCUCCGAACCGCCCAGGGUUGUCCGCCCAGAACCCAGCACCCGGGCUCUGGAGCCUCCCACUGAGGAUCGUCGCGACGAGGUGGUCCUGAGACAGAAGCCUCCCACGGGCCGCAAGGUCCAGCUGCCCCCUGCAAGACAGAUGAACCUUGGGUUUGGAGAAGAGUCCCCAGAGCCAGAGACCAGUGGGCGAGUAGAACGCCUGGGCAGGAAGGUGGCCCCUUUGGCCACUACUGAAGACUCUCUGGCUUCCAUCCCCUUCAUUGAUGAACCCACCAGCCCCAGCAUUGACCUCCAAGCCAAGCAUGUCCCUGCCUCUGCUGUGGUCUCCAGCGCCAUGAAUUCAGCCCCCAUCCUGGGUACCAGCCCAUCCUCCCCAACCUUCACCUUUGCCCUCGGCCGCCAUUACUCCCAGGACUGCAGCAGCAUCAAGGCUGGCCGCCGUUCCUCCUACCUGCUGGCCAUCACCACAGAGCGCUCCAAGUCCUGUGACGACGGGCUCAACACCUUCCGGGAAGAGGGCAGGGCUCUGAGGCGCCUGCCAAACCGAGUACCCAGCCUGCGGAUGCUGCGAAGCUUCUUCACUGACGGGUCCUUGGAUAGCUGGGGCACUUCCGAAGAUGCGGAGGCUCCCUCUAAGCGCCACUCGACCUCUGACCUCUCGGACGCAACCUUCAGCGAUAUCAGGAGAGAAGGCUGGUUGUAUUAUAAGCAGGUCCUCACCAAGAAGGGGAAGAAAGCGGGCGGCGGCCUGCGCCAGUGGAAGCGGGUGUACGCCGCGCUGCGGGCGCGCUCGCUCUCGCUGAGCAAGGAGCGGCGGGAGCCCGGGCCGGCGGCGGCGGGGGCGGCGGCGGCCGUCGCAGGUGAGGACGAGGCGGCGCCCGUCUGCAUCGGCUCCUGCCUGGUGGACAUCUCCUACAGCGAGACCAAGAGGAGGCACGUGUUCCGGCUGACCACCGCUGACUUCUGUGAAUAUCUCUUUCAGGCUGAGGACCGGGAUGACAUGCUGGGCUGGAUCAGAGCGAUCCGAGAGAACAGCAGGGCCGAGGGCGAGGACCCCGGCUGUGCCAACCAAGCUCUGAUCAGCAAGAAGCUUAAUGAUUAUCGCAAAGUAAGCCAUAGCUCUGGGCCCAAAGCUGAUUCCUCCCCCAAAAUCUCUCGUGGCCUGGGGGGCCUCAAGUCUGAGUUCCUCAAACAGAGUACUGCACGUGGCCUCAGGACUCAGGACCAGCCCGCGGGGAGCAAGGAUGACAGUGCUUCCCCUCCCAAAACCCCCUGGGGCAUCAACAUCAUCAAGAAGAACAAGAAGGCAGCCCCUAGGGCUUUUGGGGUCCGGCUGGAGGAGUGCCAGCCGGCCAUAGAGAACCAGCGGGUCCCCCUGAUUGUGGCCGCGUGCUGUCGCAUUGUGGAGGCACGGGGGCUGGAAUCCACGGGCAUUUACCGAGUGCCGGGCAACAAUGCGGUGGUGUCCAGCCUGCAGGAGCAGCUCAACCGUGGGCCCGGUGACAUCAACCUGCAGGAUGAGCGCUGGCAAGACCUCAAUGUGAUCAGCAGCCUGCUCAAGUCCUUCUUCCGAAAGCUGCCUGAGCCGCUUUUCACCGAUGACAAAUACAACGACUUCAUUGAGGCCAAUCGCAUUGAAGACUCAAGGGAGCGGAUGAAGACGCUCCGGAAGCUGAUCCGGGAUCUCCCAGGACACUACUAUGAAACGCUCAAGUUCCUCGUGGGCCAUCUGAAGACCAUUGCUGACCACUCGGAGAAAAACAAGAUGGAGCCCAGGAACCUGGCCCUGGUCUUCGGGCCGACGCUGGUGAGGACGUCUGAGGACAACAUGGCGGACAUGGUGACCCACAUGCCGGACCGCUAUAAGAUCGUGGAGACGCUGAUCCAGCACUCAGACUGGUUCUUCAGCGAUGAUGAGGACAAGGGAGAGAGAACUCCUGUGGAUGACAAGGAGCCUCAGUCAGUGCCCAACAUUGAGUACCUCCUGCCUAACAUUGGCAGGACAGUGCCCCCUGGUGACCCAGGUUCAGAUUCCACCACCUGCAGUUCAGCCAAGUCCAAGGGCUCGUGGGCCCCCAAGAAGGAGCCGUACGCCCGGGAGAUGCUGGCGAUCUCCUUCAUCUCGGCGGUCAACCGCAAGCGGAAGAAGCGGCGGGAGGCGCGGGGGCUGGGCAGCAGCACCGACGACGACUCGGAGCAGGAGGCGCACAAGCCCGAGGCGGGGGCGCCGGGGGCGCGGGACCAGCCGGAGGGGCCGCUGCCGGGCGGCGCCGCCGCCGCCGCCCCCCCCGCCCCCGCGGCCCCCGGCCGCCUCAGCCCCCCGGCGGGCGCGGGCGCCGGGCGGGGCGGUCCCCGCGCCGCGGAGCCGCCGGGCUCGGCCUCGUCCAGCAGCCAGGAGUCGCUGCGCCCCCCGGCGGCCGCGGCGGUGGCGGCGCUGGGCUCGCGGCCGUCGCGCAUCGAGGCGCUGCGGCUGCGCCUCCGCGGCACCGCCGACGACAUGCUGGCCGUGCGGCUGCGGCGGCCGCUGUCGCCCGAGACGCGGCGGCGCCGGAGCAGCUGGCGGCGCCACACGGUGGUGGUGCAGAGCCCGCUGACCGACCUCAACUUCAACGAGUGGAAGGAGCUGGGCGGCGGCGGCCCCCCGGAGCCCGCGGGCCCUCGGGCGCACAGCGACAACAAGGACUCGGGCCUCAGCAGCCUGGAGUCCACCAAGGCGCGGGCCCCGUCGUCCGCGGCCUCGCUGCCGCCCGGGAACCCGGCGGCCCUGCAGAGCCAGCCCCCGCGCCGCUCGGCCGCCUCCCGCCUCCACCAGUGUCUGUGACCGGCCGCCCUCCCCCAGUUUUCUCUGGCUUGCACCCCCUUCUCCUCUUGCCCCCCGGUGCGUCUGGCGCUGCAGGCCGCGCCUCCCUAGUUUGUGUGCGGGGACGGCCAGGAGGUGGGCAGGCGAGAAGGCCCGGCUGGACGAGCAGUUGUGGGGGGGACCCCGGAGGUAACAGGAGUGGGGGAGACGAGAGGGGCCAGGCUGCUAAGGGCUCUGUGACAGAGUGGGCCCUUCUGUGUCUGCACUUAGAGACCCUUGUUGGCCAUGGAGUGUGGGUAGGGAACCCCCAAGUCUCAGACUAAAGGAAAGACACAGGGUGAUGCUGGCUCUUGGCUUCUUUCCUCUGCCCCUGUCCAUUAGCUCCCAGCUCCCAGCUCCCAGCUCCUCGCUGAGGGGAAGGGGGUGAAUGUAUGCCAGGGGAGAGGAGACGGAGCAGGGUGGUGUCCCUGGGGGAAAGGGAGCCUGUGUGCCAGGGCGCGAGUCACUGUCAGAAGGUGUUUCCGUAGCAACUUCUGCCACUCCUGCCCCACCACGCUCACCAGGGCGCCCUGCCUUUGCUGCCUCCAGGGAUCCUGCCCCUGCUGCUUGUCAGAGCCAGGGAAGGAAGUUAGGGCUGCUCCACAGAGGCAGGACUGAGACUCUUACCAAGGUUACUCCCCUCACCAACUUUUUGCCAACCCUUAAACCACCCUCACUAAGCGUGUUGACCAUGGGGAGCUAGCUGCCCGUUCCCCAGAGACUUAGGGGAGGGUCCAGGGUCCCCCUCCCCCCCCCACCACUUCCCCAGGCCUCCCUUGCCUGUCUUUUCCUUCUUCCAGCUGUGCCUGCUUCUUCCACAACUCAGGCACACAGACCCCACCUUCUUCCUUUAGGAGGGGGCGUAGGAAACAUCCCUGGUGUCUCACUCUCUUUCUCUCUCCCUCCUCUCUCUGUCACACACCACACACACACACACACACACACACACACACGCGCACACUGAUUUAUGGGGUCUGAGCUGGGCUGUUCCUUCAGGAUGGGCGGGACCCAGCCCCCUCUUCUUCCCACACUUUGUAAAUAGACCUCAGACCACCAGGCCUCCCCACACAUGCCCUCACUUAUUCCAGGGAAGCCCGGGUGGGGUUGUGAACCCCACUGCCACGUCUGUCGGUCCUCUUGUUUUAUGCAAAGAUUUGCUGUAAAGUAGAUUUCUCUCUUCUCCCUCCCUGAUCCUUUUAUUGUAAAUAUUGUCUCUAAAUGUGUAACAUAUUAUAAAGAAUUUAUAAGGAUUUUUAAAGAUGUUUUGCUCAUUUAAAAAAGUGUUGUAACAGUGUUGGAUAAGCCUCUGGCCCCACGUGCGCAUGUCUCCUUUCACUGUGUCCUUGACACACCUCUCUAGGCGACAACUAAGAUUUCCUGCUUCUGAAAAGUCCUGUCUUAAAAGUAUAGUCUCUAUCUUGGAAAUAAAUGGCCUUCCUU